CUGGGACCAGGGCGUCUGGAGGACACCAUGACCGGGAGGCUGUGGUGCAAGGCCAUUUUUGCUGGCUACAAACGUGGCCUCCGAAACCAGCGGGAGCACACUGCCCUUCUGAAAAUUGAAGGUGUUUAUGCCCGUCAGGAGACAGACUUCUACUUGGGCAAGAGAUGUGCCUAUGUAUACAAAGCUAAAAACAACACUGUAACCCCCGGUGGCAAGCCCAACAGGACACGAGUGAUCUGGGGGAAGGUGACCCGCGCCCACGGGAACAGCGGCAUGGUUCGUGCCAAGUUCCGCUCCAACCUUCCUGCCAAGGCCAUUGGACACAGAAUCCGGGUGAUGCUGUAUCCAUCUAGGAUCUAAAUUUUUAUUGGAAAUAAAAUGGAUAUUCC
Molecule: messenger RNA, 389 nt
Organism: Antrostomus carolinensis (chuck-will's-widow)
Lineage: Eukaryota; Metazoa; Chordata; Aves; Caprimulgiformes; Caprimulgidae
Gene: RPL35A
Product: ribosomal protein L35a
Exons: 4
Coding region: 28-360 (110 amino acids)
Biological process (GO): translation
Cellular component (GO): ribosome
Molecular function (GO): structural constituent of ribosome
Source: RefSeq, a predicted model, not a curated record